UACAAUGUGUUCUAUUCACAGAUUCUUAACCCUUUGGAUGCUAUUUGUGAUCGUAAACGGCCAGAUGCAGUUUGCGUUUCGAAUUUAAAGAAUGCCAAAAAAGUCGACAAGGGCGUUUUAGUAGAACGCCCAGAUGUAAAAAUAUUUUUGCCUUUCAGAUUUUAUGUGUAUGAACCAAAAACUCUAUUUAUACCAAAUACUUACAACCGAUUUUUAGUUGUGCCUAGUGGGGAUCAUCUGACAUCUUUGGUCGAUGAAAUAUCAUACAUAUCACCACCGGCACCUCCCCUUUCACAAAUCGAUGACAUUCCGACCGAAUACUUCUGCAACGGUGACAAUAGGCCGCCAAACUGUGGUCCAAACUGUGAAUGUACACACAUGGUUGAUAUACCACUUGGAGCUAUUGUUGAAGUUGUUUUGGUCGAUGAAGUGCAGCAAGUCAAUCUUAGUCAUCCAUUUCAUUUGCAUGGUACCGCCUUCUAUGUGGUAGGACUAGGACGUUCGCCUGAUAAAUCAAUAAAAAAAAUUAACCUGAAGCAUGCUCUGGAGUUGGACCGAAUGGGCAUGCUUGAGCGAGAUUUUUCGAAGCCCCCUCUUAAAGACACAAUAGCCGUACCCAACAACGGAUAUGUUGUUAUGCGGUUUCGAGCAGACAAUCCUGGCUAUUGGCUUUUCCAUUGCCACUUUCUUUUCCACAUCGUCAUAGGAAUGAACCUCAUAUUUCAUAUCGGAACGUCAGCUGACCUACCACCAGUCCCUCCACGAUUUCCUAGAUGUGGCGACCAUGUGCCGCCAGUUACUUGGUACUAGUCCGCUGUCAUAGAUAUUAAGUAAAACCCUAGUGUAAUAUUUAAAUUAAAUAUAAUUUAUUACCUUCGUUUAGUUAAACAUAUUUUAAAAUAAAA
Drosophila subpulchrella is the source of this 905-nucleotide messenger RNA. RefSeq names its product laccase-21-like. Gene Ontology annotation, cellular component: plasma membrane. NCBI's taxonomy places the organism in Eukaryota, Metazoa, Arthropoda, Insecta, Diptera, Drosophilidae. Gene Ontology annotation, molecular function: oxidoreductase activity; copper ion binding. Bases 379 to 810 code for a protein of 143 amino acids. The transcript has 2 exons. Gene Ontology annotation, biological process: iron ion transport. The record is from RefSeq and is a predicted model, not a curated record.